Messenger RNA from Sitophilus oryzae (rice weevil), 3059 nucleotides. It is a transcript of the gene Pcl, whose product is annotated as PHD finger protein 1. Lineage: Eukaryota; Metazoa; Arthropoda; Insecta; Coleoptera; Curculionidae. The record is from RefSeq and is a predicted model, not a curated record. The coding region runs from base 304 to 2808 and encodes 834 amino acids. The transcript has 11 exons.
UAUGUCGUUAAUUUUCAAAAUAAAUGAAUACGAAAUGGGGUCCAAUUUCUUCUAAAUUUCCACGGAAAACCGAUUUUCGUUAACGGGAAGUAAAUAUGAACUAAGUGUAAGUGAUAAAAACACUUUUCGGUGUGUGUUUUUGUGAUAAACGUGAAAUUUGUGGCUAACGAUUUGGCGGGAGUCAAACGCCAGUCCGUGCUGUGGUAAUGGCCGAUAACUUUUCUGUUCAUUUCAAUGAUCCCUGAAAAUUUACGAAAAUAUUGGGACUUGUUUCUUUUGUCUCAUCCUACUUAACCCCCAAUAAUGUCCUCGGUCAUUCAUAAAGGCACAAGUCACUUUAGCCCCAAAAAACAGCUGCAAGAAGAAACUGUGGCCCCUGACAGCACAACACACACAGACAGAACGAUGUCGGAAUUUUGUUCUGGCCAAGACGUAUUAGUUAAACAAAAAGAUGGAAGGUAUUACUUUGGCACAAUUGUGGAAGUGGAUAAUACAAGGGACCAAUGCCUAGUCAAGUACGGAGAUAACACCCAGCAUUGGUCGGUUUUUAAAGAUUUGACCAAACUCAGCACUGGCCUAGAGCACGAAGACUUACUAUGUGUGAUUUGUAAAAAGUCAUCACCUAAAAACGAAAAAGAAAUUUGCGUUUGUGAUAGGUGUGGUAGAGGAUAUCAUAAAAAAUGUCAUACGCCUGAAAUACCCAACAAUAAUCAUAAAGAUGAUUCUUCAUGGCUUUGUAAAAGAUGCUUAGAUAGUGAACCAAAUAGACUGAAGAAAAGCGAUACGAAGCCCUUAAGAAGGGAUUCGCGAAGCUCAAAUUGUUCUAGUACUCAGGAAUCCAUGCCUUCAUCUACUACAAUUAAAGUAUUACCAUAUGACUUAAGCUCAUUAACUUGGGACCCAUAUCACAGAGUAAACACGGAACAAAUUUAUUGUUAUUGUGGAAACAACGGAGAAUGGUAUAGACAAAUGUUGCAAUGUGGAAGAUGUAAACAAUGGUUUCAUGAAAAAUGCAUGGACUCAUUACAGUUCCCUCUGUAUUGUGGUGAUAGAUUUUUUGUAUUUGUUUGUUCGAUAUGCAACCACGGCAAGGAAUUUUUGAGAAGACUAGAAAUGAAGUGGGUAGAUUUAGUACAUUUAAUGCUUUUCAACUUAACAGUAUAUAACUGCAAAAAGUAUUACGAUUUGGACACCGUUGUGAUACCGUACAUUAGUGAUAAUUGGCAUGCGUUACAGCUAGAACCAAAGAUGGCGAAUAUAACUAAGGCAGAACGUAGGGACAAUAUACUUUCCGUGUUAACGAAUCACAGGAAUCGGUUCAAGUGCGGACGGGAAAUCAAAAAACGGACCACUAUAUGGGGCUUAAGAGUGAGGUUACCGCCACCGGCGCCUUGUGUAGUGCUGCCGCCGCCAAAUCGGAGAGUUACUGAACUAGAAUUGCGUGAACUAUGGCAAGGAAACAGGCUUCAAUUUCUCUCGCCGCCGCCAGGCUUGCACAAUGUCCGUAAAUUGGUGCCUUGUGAUGUCACGAUGCGUAACGUCAUGAUGGGCGUGGCAUAUCAGCUGUCGGCGAAUCACAGCGAAACGGAAUCGCCCUGUCCAAGUCCGGAGAUCGAAAAAGAAGAAAGGAUAAUCUCACCAAACUCAACCAACAAAUACACUCACUCUAAAACCGAAUACGCCGGUUGUGCGAAAAAGACCGCCCCCUUCAAGAAAAUGAGCUUGCAACGUCGCAAAAAACUUCUGGCAAUGACCAAUCGCGAGCGGGAGCGAAUACUGAAACGCCCGCGUCGGCUGGUGACGAAAAAAGACGAAAACGGCAAAAAAGCAGCACCGUCCGUCAAGCAAAACGGCGAAACUAGGUCUAGGAGCGGAAACGGAACUAGUGGCAAGGGAACGGCCAAUGGGGAUAUGCCGCCGACGCCGCCCACCAGCGUGUCGGCCCCGCCCACUCCGCCGGCAUCCAGUGGCGGCAUGUCGAUGCAGUCGGAUUUUAGUAAUGAGUUUUCGGAAGGAUCUAAUCAAGCGAAGGUGCUGCCAAAUAAAAAAUCCAAUCUGUUAGAUCUGGAACUGAAUACGCCCUGUGAUACUUCUAGCGACGAGACGUCGUCCAAAAGCACAUUAGAUUUAAUUAUACCGCCGCCCAAAGACUUUGAAGGAAAAAAUAACCCGUUUUUGGGACUGCUGAGGAUGGGAGGAGGAGAGGAGUCGACGAAGAAGAAACGGGGCAAGGAGAUCACCUUGCCUCUACCCCUAAAAACUGUGAUACCGGGUCAACCCGUAAUGCGACCUAUGAAGCGCCAGUUAAGCGAAAAGGAUAUCAUAAUCGGUCCGAACGGAGAGAUUAAGAGGAAGAAGAGGUUGAGAAGGAACCGGAGUAAUGUAAAUAAUUAUGGUGUGGGCGCUACUGCCAGUAAAACUGCCACGAUCGUACCUGCCCGUCCGUUGGACUCCAAGGAAUGGAAAGGACAAGGAACCAACGGCAAUGCCCAAUUAGGCAACUGUCCAAACUACACGAUGAGCACCAAUCCCGUCCGACGCCUGCGCCAACGGCCCGAAAAGCCGCCCGACAAAGACCCCACACCUCCCAAACAGCCUACUCCCAAGCCUAGCCCCGUUAAAACGGAGCCCGACAUCGAUAUGGAGGAUCUGAAGACGUCGGUCAACAUGUACUUCGGCGCGGCCAAUCGCAUUGCCGCGGGGGAGCGGUUUGCUGUCAGAGCCAAGCGGAUCGGUCCGUCGGGCAAGGUAGAGUGUCUGAUCGAAUGGGAGGGACCUGGGGGACAACGACACGCCGGCAUGACUUGACUGUAAGGUUAUGGAGGGGGAAAGUAGAUGUUAGAUGGGGUAAAGAAUGAAUUGGUUGGUGUGGUGAGCCGGAGAUAUUGGGGUAAAAACGUUCUGCGUUAUGGAAUUCGGACUUAACCUGUUCAGAAUCAUUUAAUUUCACUGAAUUAAGCUUCAUUCAGAACGUCGCAACUAGUGGAAUAAAUUACACUUUAUACUUUUUAGUUUACAGUCAUUCACAAUGUCUAAAAAACAUAAUUAAAAUUAAUAGG